Molecule: messenger RNA, 688 nt
Organism: Oncorhynchus masou masou (cherry salmon)
Lineage: Eukaryota; Metazoa; Chordata; Actinopteri; Salmoniformes; Salmonidae
Product: retinol-binding protein 2-like
Exons: 5
Coding region: 72-437 (121 amino acids)
Biological process (GO): fatty acid transport
Cellular component (GO): nucleus; cytosol
Molecular function (GO): fatty acid binding
Source: RefSeq, a predicted model, not a curated record
UAAAGAGGCUGGGACACCGUGUACCUUCCCAUUCUGAUUCAGCCCAAAGUUCACCAGCCCACAGAACCAACAUGCCUGUAGACUUCAAUGGCAAAUGGGAGUUGGAGAGCAGUGAGAACUUUGAGGAUUACAUGAAAGCACUGAACAUAGACUUUGCCACACGCAAAAUCGCAGUGCAGCUGGCCCAGACCAAAGUGAUCAUCCAGGAUGGAGACAAGUUUGAAGUCAAGACGCUGAGCACCUUCAGGAACUAUGAGCUGAUGUUCACUGUGGGGGUGGAGUUUGUGGAGUACACCAAAGGACUGGACAACAGGGUGGUCAAGGCUCUUGUGGUGUGGGAGGGGGACAAACUAGUGUGUAUCCAGAAGGGGGAAAAGGACAACCGUGGGUGGAAGCACUGGAUUGAAGGAGACAAACUGUACCUGGUAGAAAUAUGAAUGUGGGCCUGAAAUGAGUCUUCACUUUGCAAGACAGAAAACAUGAAUUGGCGUGUGAGGACAAAGUCUGCAGGCAGGUGUUCAAGAGAAAAGAAUAGAAAGACAAUAUCUGGAUAUCAGUUGCUGGAUUCAUCCACUUUUUCAUACCUUGUGUCAAUAUAGUAAACUCCUGCUGUUACCAUUUAAACUUGUCAUAACGGUUUCAAACUCACAAGCAAACCUGAAUAAAGCAUUGUAUAUUGUUCACUCUU